AUGAGAACAAUUAAAAUAAUGAAUUUAGAGACAAUCAAUAUGAAGAAGAUAAGAUUAUUCCAUUUUCAGGUGUCUAGAAUAGCUAUGGCGAGUAAAACUCAAAAAAGACCUGAUUCAAUGAAAACAAAAAGACAAUUGCAAUAAGAAAAAGAAGAAGAAAGAUUGAAAUAAAAGAUAAUGAGAAAAUCUGCAGGUGAUGUUUGGGUAGAUCCUAACAUGGGAUCAUGGGCUGAAAAUGAUUAUCGUGUAUUUUGUGGAAAUUUAGGUAAUGAAGUUACAGACGAUGUUUUAGCUAAUUCUUUCAAAAAAUAUCCUUCUUUCUGUAAAGCUAGAGUAGUAAGAGACAAAAGAAGUUAGAAAACUAAAGGUUAUGGUUUUGUAAGCUUUCUUGAUCCAUAAGACUUUCUUAAAGCUAUGAAAGAAAUGAAUGGUAAAUAUGUAGGUAACAGACCUGUAAAAUUAAUGAAAAGUGAGUGGGAAAAGAGAUCUUUUAUAGAAAAGAAAGAAGAUGAUUUAGGAAAUAAUUUUUUAAAAAAAGGGAUUAAAAAAGCCCCUAAGAUGCCAACAAAGCAUUGA
Molecule: messenger RNA, 576 nt
Organism: Tetrahymena thermophila SB210
Lineage: Eukaryota; Ciliophora; Oligohymenophorea; Hymenostomatida; Tetrahymenidae
Product: RNA-binding protein 42 (RBM42)-like RNA recognition motif protein
Exons: 2
Molecular function (GO): mRNA binding
Source: RefSeq, a predicted model, not a curated record